AUGCGUAGUCGUCGAGAUAAUUCCUGGGUGGUUCAGAAGUUUGGUGGAACAAGCAUUGGCAAAUUCCCAGACAAGCGCGAGGCUUGGAGGCGACAGGCCCGCAGUGAUAUGUUCUGCACGAAGUUCAGGCAAGAAAGUCUUCGGAACAACGAGCUGCUACAAGUCUACCGGACAUUGAGAGGCAUUGUUGCCAUCACGCAAGACCCUGAUAUGCAAGAGUUGCUCUUCGACAGACUUCGCAGCAUUAUCAAAGAUAUCCGUGAUGACCAAGUGGCCACUGUCCAGAUAUAUAUCUUGAGACAGGACAUUCGUGAUGAGACAACCCGACAGAUCACAGCAGAUUGCCAGGAACUACUUGACUACACAUCCGCUGCUAAGCGCUUCAAACUCGAUAUCAAUGGUAAAGCAAAAGACAAAAUGGUCAGCUUCGGUGAGAAGUUGAGCUGUCGACUCAUGGUUGCUAUGCUACGAGACAGAGACAUCCCAGCGGAAUACGUCGAUCUCUCCGAUAUUGUACCUAGCAACAACCUGGAUCAUUUGAAGCCUGAAUUCUUCCCUGAAGCAGCUGCAGUCUUUGGAAAACGAAUCGAAGCUUGCAAUGGGAGAGUUCCCGUCAUCACUGGAUUCUUCGGCGCUGUUCCGGGGAGUUUGAUAGACAGUGGUAUUGGAAGAGGAUAUUCUGACCUCUGUGCUGUUUUGGUGGCGAUUGGGCUACAUACAGAGAGAGUGCAGAUCUGGAAAGAGGUUGAUGGCAUUUUCACAGCUGAUCCGAGAGAAGUCCCUGAUGCUAGAUGCUUGCCUUCGAUCACGCCGUCUGAAGCAGCUGAACUUACCUUCUAUGGAUCAGAGGUCAUUCAUCAUCUUGCACUGUCUCUGGCAAUUCAAGCAAAGCCGCCUAUUAGCAUCUUUGUCAAGAAUGUGCAGAAGCCGUGGGGUCAAGGAACUGUUGUUGUUCCUAGCGAUGGUGACGACACAUCUUCGUGGCCGAUCGACUACUUGGACCCUUCCGACUCGGACAGUACUUCUUCCACAGCACUGCCAAAAAUGCCAACUGCUGUCACCAUCAAGCGAGACAUCACCAUUCUCAACAUCCUCAGCAACAAACAGUCCAUGUCUCAUGGCUUCUUCGUCAAGGUCUUUACCAUCCUGGCAGAGCACGAUAUCUCAGUUGAUCUAAUCUCCACCUCAGAAGUCCAUGUUUCUAUGGCAAUCAACAGUUCCAACAUGGAUCCCUCUCAGAUCAAGGAUGUUCACUGCAAGCUUGCUGAAGAAGGAGAGGUGAAUGUGCUACCUGACAUGGCUAUCCUGAGUCUCGUGGGCGCUGAGCUGAAGAACAUGACCGGCAUUGCGGGGAGAAUGUUUGCCAUUCUUGGGGAGCAGCACGUCAACAUUGAGAUGAUCUCGCAAGGUGCGAGUGAGAUUAACAUAUCCUGUGUCAUUCCGGAUAAGGACGCCACUAGGGCUCUGAAUAUGCUGCAUAAUGAGCUGUUUACGAAGAAUGCCAUGUAA
Messenger RNA from Fusarium musae, 1509 nucleotides. RefSeq names its product Aspartate kinase fub3 (gene FUB3). Gene Ontology annotation, molecular function: aspartate kinase activity. The coding region runs from base 1 to 1509 and encodes 502 amino acids. The transcript has 4 exons. Lineage: Eukaryota; Fungi; Ascomycota; Sordariomycetes; Hypocreales; Nectriaceae. The record is from RefSeq and is a predicted model, not a curated record.